UAAUUAAUGCUUUAGUUUUGACAUAUUUCACAAUUCAAAACUUUCAAAGAUGAUUCAAAAUUUCAGUUCAAUCCUUAAAAGGAUUCUGAAUCCAAAAUUAACCCGAAAUUUUGGGUGUGUCUCAAAUGAACACAUAAAAGUAACAAUUAUCGGAGGAAUGGGGAGCACUGGAAAACCUCUUGCAAUGUUAUUGAAACAAUCCCCGUUGAUAGACGAGCUGUGCAUAUAUGAUGUACGAGCUUGCAAGGGGUUCGUUCACGAAUUGAAUCAUAUCGACACCAGAUGCACAGUUACAGGGCAUUGUGGAAAAUGCAACCUUGGAAAAGCUCUACAAAAUUCGAGGAUAAUAGUGAUGUUGAUGUCUGUGACCAAGGGAAGCAUCCAGAAUUAUUCAGCCCAAUUUGAGCAGAAUGCACCAUUGGUCCAAUGCAUAACAGAAUUUAUAGGAAAUUGUUCACCUAAGUCCUUGAUAGCUGUUGGUACCAAUCCGGUGAAUUCUAUGGUUCCUCUGGUCAGCGAAGUGAUGAAGAGAAAGGGUGCCUAUAGUCCUAACAACAUUUUCGGCGUCACUACAGUGAAUUCGGUGAGAGCAAAUACAUUGUCUGCGGCCGCUCUAGGACUUGAUGCUGAAUGUGUAAUCGUACCUGUUGUUGGUGGACACACCGAGACCACAAUGGUUCCUGUCUUGUCCAAAGCCAAACCAUGUUCCGAAUUUACACCGGAGAUUGUGGAAAAAAUAACAAGAACCGUAAGGUACGGAAUGAUAAACGUGGCAAAGUUGAAAACGAACUCUGCAGACUCUCUUGCUGGAGCAUUUGCCUUCGCCAGAUUCGUUAUCUCUUUGGUGAAAGGCCUGAGAGGGUACCAGGGGAUUGUCGAGUGUUCCUAUGUGAGGUCUAAGGUGCAUCCACAGUUGAAAUACUUGGCAAAUCCACUUCUACUCGGUCCAGCUGGAGUGAUGCGAAAUUUGGGUAUUCCCAAACUGAACGAUUAUGAGAAGUGCCUCUUUGACAACAUCAUCCCAAUCCUAAUAAACGAUAUUCAAAGGGGUGAAAAGUAUGUGGGUGUGUACGAUCCUCCUAUAUGCAACCUGUGCGAUGAGAACCCUCUACCGGAAAGGUGCCCAAAUUCUGUCUGCACCAGAAAUCCUCCUUGCUGAAAAUUGAAUAAUUGUUUCAAGUUUGAUGUGCCUUACCUUUCAACUCGGUGAGACUUUUCUACUGUAUAUCUUUAUUUAAAAACAAAUCAGCAAAAUGUGUAAUCUUGAAUUCAAUAAAAAAAUACUUACA
Harmonia axyridis is the source of this 1289-nucleotide messenger RNA. Its product is annotated as malate dehydrogenase, mitochondrial-like. Gene Ontology annotation, molecular function: L-malate dehydrogenase (NAD+) activity. The transcript is spliced from 6 exons. NCBI's taxonomy places the organism in Eukaryota, Metazoa, Arthropoda, Insecta, Coleoptera, Coccinellidae. The coding region runs from base 50 to 1159 and encodes 369 amino acids. Gene Ontology annotation, cellular component: cytoplasm; mitochondrion. The record is from RefSeq and is a predicted model, not a curated record. Gene Ontology annotation, biological process: tricarboxylic acid cycle.